AUGUCUCUUCUGCUUCCGAUCUAUCCUCCGUCACCGUCACCUCUCCAUUCAUUAGCCAGAAGCUACAGAUGGUUACCGGUUCGAACCGGAUCAAAACCGGUUUGUUUGGCAGUGACCAGAGCCCAAACUAGCAGUGGUGAUCAAGAGCAGGAUGUAGUGAUUGUUGGCGCCGGGAUUGGCGGACUUGCCACCGCCGUUUCUCUUCACCGGCUCGGGAUCCGGUCGGUGGUGCUGGAGCAGGCAGAGUCACUUCGGACCGGAGGAACAUCGCUGACGCUAUUCAAGAACGGGUGGCGCGUUCUGGACUCAAUCUCCGUUGGGCCUCAACUCCGAACGCAGUUCCUCGAAAUCGAAGGGAUGGUAGUGAAGAAGGAAGAUGGAAGAGAGCUUCGUUCUUUCAAAUUCAAAGAUGAAGAUCAAAGCCAAGAAGUUCGAGCGGUGGAGAGACGAGUACUCCUGGAAACACUUGCAAGCCAGCUGCCUCCACAAACCAUUCGCUUUUCUUCAAAACUGAAAACUAUACAAAGCAAUGCCAACGGUGACACUCUCCUGCAGCUUGAAGAUGGAAGCCAGUUGCUUGCAAAGAUUGUUAUUGGUUGUGACGGUAUCAGGUCCAAGGUCGCGACUUGGAUGGGGUUCAGUGAGCCGAAAUACGUUGGUCACUGCGCUUUCCGUGGCCUUGGGUUCUAUCCAAAAGGACAGCCAUUUCAGAGAAAAGUGAACUACAUAUACGGAAGAGGGCUUCGAGCUGGAUAUGUACCUGUAUCUGCAACAAAAGUCUACUGGUUCAUCUGUUUCAACAGCCCAUCUCUAGGACCGAAAAUCACUGAUCCUGCCAUCCUUAAAAAGCAAGCCAAAGAACUGGUUAGUACAUGGCCUAAGGAUCUUCAAGACCUCAUCGAUCUAACACCUGAUGAAACAAUCAGCAGAACUCCUCUUGUAGACCGGUGGCUAUGGCCUGGCGUCGCUCCUCCGGCGUCAAAAGGCCGAGUGGUUCUUGUCGGAGAUGCUUGGCACCCAAUGACUCCAAACCUUGGUCAAGGUGCUUGCUGUGCCUUGGAGGAUUCGGUUGUUCUCGCGAAUAAACUUGCCGGUGCAAUCAACGGAAGGGCUGAGUCAGUCGAAGGGGCGAUGGAAUCGUAUGGGAGCGAGAGAUGGUCUCGUGCGUUUCCUUUGACAGUACGUGCAAAUCUAGUUGGAGCAUUACUGCAAUGGGACAAUCCACUUGUGUGUUUCGUUAGAGACAAUGUUGUCAUACCGAAGCUAUUGAGGCUUGGACCAAUGCUGGAACACACAAACUUUGAGUGUGAGCCUCUCUAUGCUUCAAAAACUUGA
This is a messenger RNA of Thlaspi arvense, 1335 nucleotides long. NCBI's taxonomy places the organism in Eukaryota, Viridiplantae, Streptophyta, Magnoliopsida, Brassicales, Brassicaceae. The record is from the annotation of a GenBank genome assembly.